Fibroporia radiculosa is the source of this 453-nucleotide messenger RNA. RefSeq lists its product as uncharacterized. The record is from RefSeq and is a predicted model, not a curated record. Gene Ontology annotation, cellular component: mitochondrion. Lineage: Eukaryota; Fungi; Basidiomycota; Agaricomycetes; Polyporales; Fibroporiaceae. The transcript has 4 exons. The coding region runs from base 1 to 453 and encodes 150 amino acids.
AUGGCUGAAGUUAUUGACGAAAGUAUACGGAACAUGACGAGUAAUAUGGUGACUAAGGCCGAUCAAGACAAGCAUCAGUACACGCAGCAAGUCGAUUUUGCUCAGCUCAAGUCCGAGUUGCAGCUCAUGGAGAAGAAUGAGCUCGCGAUGAUUAAGGCAGAGAAUGAUCGACUUGUCACGGAUAUUGAGAAGUUGAAGCAGCGUCUGCGAGAGGAAAUUACGCGCACGCAUGCGGGUGUGCGCCUCGACCUUAACCUCGAGAAGGGACGGCUGCGAGAGGAGAGCAGUAAGCAGGAGCUCAAGAUCAAGGAGAUAGACACUCGGAUCGAGCAGGAGAUCGCUGCUCUUCGAACAUCUAUACAAGCAUCGAAGGCCACUACGCUGCAAUAUCUAGUUGGAUUCGUUACCGGAUGUUCCGCACUUUUGAUGGCAUAUUUGCGAUUUCGUGUCUAG